AUGAAUAUUCUUCAUAAUUGAUGCUUAAGAUGUUUUUCAUCAGACUCAAAAGAAGCUAAAGAAACAAUACAACUUUCUCGAAGGGAAAGCCAGCCUAAAGUUGAAGCUGAAAAUAAUGUUAUAGAAAAACAAAUAGAAAUUGACAGUCCUCAGCUAGAUAAAACUUGCGAUCCCAUUGCAGAUGAUUCGAAGUCCAGUGAAUUAAAAAGUCCAUAAUUAAAAUAUGGCGUCUUCGUCUGGGCAUGGCCUCCCGGCCAUGCAGCCUCGACUCAUAUUUUAAUUAUAUCCGGCAAGGUUUUACCAUUUCAGAGAUGGACAGCAAUGCUAGGUAAGCAAUUCUGGUAGCUUUCAGAGCCUAGCCCAAGUCUAUUCUCAGGGGUGGAUUUUUCCUCGUGGGGAAGGAGGGUGCAAGGUUGGAAAGGGGAAGCCCAGCAAAGUCCUCUGGACCAUUCGGGCAACUCCCUAGCGUGAAACUGGGCGUUACGUCCCAGGCUUUGCAUUUUUCCUUUUUGCCGAUAGCCGACCAGAAAAAUCCAUUUUUUGGGUUUUUCGGAAAAGCAACCCAUGUACAAGCAAGUAGCUCAUCCAUGAGCCGUCGAAGACGUGGACAUUUGCCCUGGAAGCACCCUGGUGAUCAAAGCGAGUUUGUCUCCAGCAGACUGGUGGGCCCGAUGCGACGAAAGGCGAGUGAUAAACCUGGAGUUGUAACCCCGUAGUGGACGUUAAGCGAUAUAAAUUCUAAUGUAAUGUAAUGAAUUAAAAAGUCCACUAUCCCCUCAAGAAAUUGAGCUGCCAAAUGGGCAAACUAUUGAAAUUAAAAUAAAGCAAGCCAAAAAGAAGAAAAAGAAGAAGAAAAAUAUUAAAAAGAAUCCAGAAGGGGAUCGAAAAGAGUCUGAAGUCAGCUUAAAAAUAAAAAAUAGGAAGCGAACGUCAUUUGCAGAACGCACUGAGCCUCCUCGGCGCCCUGAACCUACAGAAGAUUUGCCACAGAGAAGAGUGAAUAGGUUUAAGACAGUGAUUUCUCCUUUUAAAGAUCAAAGCUCUGAUGUGCUCAAAAUCCGGUCUUUUAUUAAAUCUUUUGGGACUGCUAAGCAGGAGCCCCAGCAACAACAAAUGCCAACAUUCUUACUCCUCAGUUAUUAAUAAAAAUAAUAUUUAAAAUCUAUAAGCAUUUAUUCCACUAAAAAGGUAUGGGAUUUUCCUAUGGAUUUCACUAUUUUGGCUUUGAUUUUUCCACUGGGAAAAUUUUUUGGUUUGACUAAACCAUAUGGUACUGGUCGAACCAAAAAAUUUUUUCCAGUGGGAAAAUCAAGGCCAAAACAGCGCCAUCCACAGAAAAUUGCAAUAGUAUUUUUCUGAUAUAAUAGCAGAGUUAGAACAUUUAUAG
Messenger RNA from Blepharisma stoltei, 1387 nucleotides. The record is from the annotation of a GenBank genome assembly. Lineage: Eukaryota; Ciliophora; Heterotrichea; Heterotrichida; Blepharismidae.